AACAUUUGCAGACGGCCGACGGACGAAACCCACGGACGGCGUUUAAUAUAUUUAUAGAUUUUUAUAUAUAAGAUAUAUAAAAAGCUCUCCCUUCCGCCCUCGGGCAGCACCUCAUUGCCUGGCUCUUCCUCUUCCACCGGGACAGGCCAUAGCAGCGCAGUUUAAAUUCACGACAAAAUCAUAUGGCAAUGGCUCUCAACGAUUCUGUUUCGGCGAAUGCUCUGACGCUUGAUUCGUUAAGAGAUUCUUUGGUCAGACAAGAAGACACUAUCAUCUUCGCUCUGAUUGAGCGGGCCCGGUUCCCUAUCAAUUCUCCGGCCUACAAUCAUUCUUACGCUAAGUUUCCUGGGCAUUCUGGUUCCUUGGUUCAGUUUGUUGUUAGGGAAACCGAGGCCCUCCUAGCGAAGGCUGGUAAAUUUACAAACCCUGAAGAACAUCCUUUUUUCCCUACUGACUUACCGCCAUCCGAAGCGCCACCUUACAACUAUACAAAGGUUUUGCACCCAGCAGCUGCUUCCAUUAACAUAAAUAAGUCCAUAUGGAAAAUGUAUUUCGAUGAAUUGCUUGCUUUGUUUGCUACCCCUGGUGAUGAUGGCAAUUAUGCAUCAACUGCUGCAAGCGACCUCGUGUGCUUACAGGCCCUCUCCAGAAGAAUUCAUUAUGGAAAGUUUGUAGCUGAGGCGAAAUUCAGAGAAUCCCCUCGAGAAUAUGAGCCAGCAAUUCGCUCUCAGGACAGAGAUGCUUUGAUGAAACUGCUGACAGUUGAGAGUGUGGAGGAGAUGGUAAAAAAGAGAGUUGCCAAGAAGGCUAUGGUGUUUGGACAAGAAGUUACAUUGGACAAUAACAACGCAAAAAAGGGGAAGUACAAGGUUGACCCGUCUGUUGUUUCUCGCCUUUAUGCGGAGUGGGUAAUGCCGCUCAACAAGCUUGUCCAAGUUGAGUAUCUCCUGCGCCGCCUUGAUUGAAGCCUAUUUCCCAUGUAUCAUUUUCUGCUAUUUCAAGGCCGACAUCAUUCCAUAAACUAGCGAAUUAAUCUACAUUUAUAUUUAAUAAAAUGUAUUCAAUGAGUAGACUUACA
This is a messenger RNA of Juglans microcarpa x Juglans regia, 1078 nucleotides long. RefSeq names its product chorismate mutase 2. Bases 183 to 965 code for a protein of 260 amino acids. Gene Ontology annotation, cellular component: cytoplasm. The record is from RefSeq and is a predicted model, not a curated record. Gene Ontology annotation, molecular function: chorismate mutase activity. The transcript is spliced from 6 exons. Lineage: Eukaryota; Viridiplantae; Streptophyta; Magnoliopsida; Fagales; Juglandaceae. Gene Ontology annotation, biological process: aromatic amino acid biosynthetic process; chorismate metabolic process.